This is a messenger RNA of Penaeus monodon (black tiger shrimp), 896 nucleotides long. Its product is annotated as fucolectin-like. The transcript is spliced from 6 exons. The coding region runs from base 39 to 740 and encodes 233 amino acids. Lineage: Eukaryota; Metazoa; Arthropoda; Malacostraca; Decapoda; Penaeidae. The record is from RefSeq and is a predicted model, not a curated record.
CUUGCUAAGGUGCACACACGCUCUCUCAGAAGCUCACGAUGGAAAUAACAACUGCCUCGGCGUGGGCGUGUCUGCUCCUGUGGGCGUGGUCAUGUCGAGCAUCGGGAUCUUACUACCGCGCUGAGGAUUACCAAAUGAACUGUUUUGUGAAACCCAAUGGAGUGUUAGCGGUUGCCGAGACCAAGGUCCUCUGUGCUGUGCGGUGUUCCGUGACACGCUGUUCUUACUUCAGUUUCUUGGGAGGAAACUGCACACUUUUCGACCAAGGGCAGGCAAGCGAGGUGGCCAGUCGUAGGUACCGGAAGUUAAAUGUCAUGACCGUUGACGUUGCCUAUAACAAACCCACCCUAGCUUCUGACCAGUUCGAAGAUUUAAGUCCCGAUCGAGCUGUUGACGGGGACAUACAGACGCAGUUUCAUUCCCUUGGGCAGAACACCCCAUGGUGGCGGGUGGACCUUGGUGAAAACUAUUGCAUUCAGACCAUCGAUGUACAACCCCACCCAGGAGUCUCAGAAUGGUUUCAUUCCGCUGAGAUCCGUGCCGGCAAGAGUCCAGCUGAAUGGGACUUUUCCAGCUACACUCUCAUAGCCUCCUUUGUCGGGCCUUAUGAUGGCGUUGGCAGACUUCUUUUCAUACCACCCGGGCCUCUGGAAGUCAGGUACAUCAGCAUCCAGUUAUUUGCCAUGGAAUUCCUGAAUCUACAGGAUGUCAAAGUGAUUGCGUUGGUGGUGGAAGGUUAGCAGGAGAAGUGAGAAUAGGAAGAGGAUGAAGACAAAGAUGAAGAAGAAGAAGAAAAAAGAAGAUAAUGAUGAUGGAUGAUGAUGGUGGUCGUGUGAUUACUUGUGAUUAGAUGAACUCGUAGGGAUAUUUGACCAGUUUGAAAUAACAAUGGAAUA